Molecule: messenger RNA, 1245 nt
Organism: Ogataea philodendri
Lineage: Eukaryota; Fungi; Ascomycota; Pichiomycetes; Pichiales; Pichiaceae
Exons: 3
Coding region: 1-1245 (414 amino acids)
Source: RefSeq, a predicted model, not a curated record
AUGAAUAUUAAAUUAUUUUUCCAGAUAGAAAUUUCUUGGAAUUUAAAGCGAAUAAAGCUCUUCAAGAGUCUUUCUCUUGGUUUCUGGAAUAAGCAGAGAAGUGAAGAAACCGACCAACAUGAAGAGAGCAAAGAUCUCCAUCACGUGUGGCAACCAACAGUUCUUCUUCUUUCCGUCUCUGGCACAGUUGUGGUCCUGCAAAGUACCGAUACAGGUUUGAGCAACAAUAGCACCAACUUUACCGGCAGCAGCCGAGAUACCGUGGGCAGUAGAUCUGUAUCUGGUUGGGUAACAUUCACCAGGAACAAUGAAAGUGGUGAAGAUAGCGGUCAAAAUGAGGAAACCACCGAUUUGAAUUGGCUUUCUUCCAACAGUGUCCACGGUAGCAACAGUGAACCAGUAACCUGGAAUGGAACCAGCGCAAAUCAAAAUCAAGUUACCAGCAGCUUGGUUGUAAAGGGAAUGGUAAACGUUCUUGGAAGAUGCGAAUCCGAUGGUGGUAAGAAUAGAUGCAGUGUUAAGACCGAGACCGUAGUAGGCAACAUCCAACAUGAACCAGGAGCCUGCAGUACCAAUCAAAAUCUUCAUGUGUCUCCACUUACCGAAGUGGACGAAGAAGUCUCUAGCAGAAGCCUUUGGCGGACCAGCAACCUCGUUCUCGGAAAGUGCUUGCUCCGUCUCCUUCAGGACCUCGAUUUGACCGGCUUCAGCGUCACCGUGCAUACCGGAGGUGAACUUAGCAGUGUCAGCUGUAGCCUUUUCAAUCUCUCUGGAAACGUCAAAGGUGUAUCUUGGGGAUUCUGGGAUGGUCAAUCUGAAGUAAAGAGCAAUCAAACCUGGGACACAUCCGAAACCAACGACGAUUCUCCACAUUUGGUCACAAGCUCUGAUACAGUCACCGGUACACUCAGCAGAGGUGUUUGCGACAAUCAAAACAUCUUUGUAGCCGGCAACACAAAUAAUGGCGACAAUACCGGCAAGAAGUUGACCCCAACCUUGGUUGGCAAACACAGCACCCAUGAUGGCACCUCUCCAUUUGGUGGUGGCGAAUUCGGAGGUAAUAAUGGAACUCAAUGGGUAGUCACCACCGAUUCCGAUACCUUGGAUAAUUCUGUAGAAAGUAAGGAUAGCUGGGAAAGAGAUGGCCUUGGAUUCACCAAGGGUACAUUGAAGCACGGUGGCAGAGAUCAUGAUGAUCAACUCAGUACCGUAAAUCUUCUUUCUUCCGAAAAGAUCUGCGAGUAA